UCAUUUCCUCGUAGCAUCAUGGCGGACGGACAUUGCAACAAUAACCAUUUACCGGUUUUGUUUUCAUAUUCCGUCUUCUCGCGUCCUUCAUCCGUGCCCGUGGGGUCUGGGCACGAAGUCUUGAUCCAGAAAUUUCUGUCACUAUAUGGUCACCAAAUUGACGUCCAUCGUAAAUUUGUUAUCCAGUCGUUCUCCGAGGAAUGGGGACAGUACAUUGAUUUGCCGAAGGGAUUCUCCGUAUCUGAGAAAUGCAAGCUUCGAUUAGUUCCUCUACAAAUGGAUAUCACUACUCUGGGGAACCUUGCUCCUUCCACUACCAUGUUCUUUUGCUGUGACAUGCAGGAGAGGUUCAGGCCAGCCAUCAAGUACUUUGGUGACAUCAUCAGUGUGGGACAAAGGCUGCUCCAAGGGGCUCGUAUCCUUGGCAUCCCAGUCAUCGUGUCGGAGCAGUACCCUAAAGGGCUUGGCGCCACCGUCCAGGAGAUGGACCUCACCGGUGCCAAGUUGGUCUUCCCCAAGACCAAGUUCUCCAUGUUGCUGCCGGAGGUGGAGGCUGCACUGGCGGAGGUCCCUAGCGUGCGCAGCAUCGUGCUGUUUGGAGUGGAGACCCAUGUGUGUAUACAGCAGACUGCACUUGACUUGACUGGCCGAGGCUUUGAAGUCCAUAUUGUUGCUGAUGCCACUUCAUCCAGGAGCAUGAUGGACAGGAUGUUUGCUCUGGAGCGAAUGGCUCGCACUGGUAUCAUCGUCACCACCAGUGAGUCAGUGCUGUUGCAGUUGGUGGCAGAUAAGGAGCACCCCAAGUUUAAGGAGAUCCAGAACCUCAUCAAAGCCAGUGCCCCUGAGUCUGGCCUCCUCUCCAAGGUGUGAGGGCUCCAGGGGUGGUAGGAGGUGGAGGGCGGUGGUGAGGUAGCGGGGAGGGUGAGGGGUAAAUGCCACAUGAGGAUCCUGUUAGUGGGAGAGUUAAGAAUAGAAUGGAUAAAUGGAAAAUGUCAGCUUUGUCAGUCUCAGAGGCCUCAGACUCCACCCCACUGCAGGCUCUCUCCCACACCCGAGAGAAGUCAUUGUUUGUGUUUUGAUCCGAGGUCAAUUCGAUGUAAACCAGAUGUGUUCGCUUCAUUAAGAAGUGUCUGCAGUCUCUUGAACACAAGUUAGUUUAGCGCAGGAUGGUGAUCGAUGUGUUCAUUCGGGGGUGAUGGGGCAGAGAACGAUGAAUCAGACUCGGAGGGAUGCUGCCAAGGUUGGGACAGAGAACUACUGAAGGAGGAGGAGGAUUUAAGGGAGUGGAGGUUUUGGGAGAGCAGGAUGAAUCUUUCACAUUUGAUCAGUAGAGCUGUACUUUAUUGUUGUAUUCUCUUGUUUUGUUUAUGUUUGGUUUGUUUUGUUCUGUUCUGAGGGGUAUCCCAGCUGUGUGAUUUAGGAACAAAGCUGGGUAGGUUAAAUGGUUAGGCCAAACAAAGCCACAUACUAGCUCUGCUAUUAGGAGGUUUACCACGUACUCUGAGGUAACCUACCCAGGGUUGUUAUUAAACCACACACUUAAAAUAUCCUAUCCUGCUAAGGUAUUGUUAUUUGAACAUGACAUGAAAUUAUCUGAAUAUUUGUUCUCGCAUUUUGGUAAUUGUUACUUAUUUAAAGGAACACGCCAAGGUUUUGGGAUAAGAGCUUAUUUAGCGUCUACCCCAGAGUUAAAGGAGCGAUUUGUUGGAUUGUUACCGAACGUUCUGUAGGCCAAAAUCAAAACACUGAUGAACAUUCUCAAGACUACCAGACGCAAGCCUCUUCUGGGUUGCCAGAUGUAAUUAAGAC
Molecule: messenger RNA, 1809 nt
Organism: Alosa sapidissima (American shad)
Lineage: Eukaryota; Metazoa; Chordata; Actinopteri; Clupeiformes; Clupeidae
Gene: isoc1
Product: isochorismatase domain containing 1
Exons: 5
Coding region: 19-870 (283 amino acids)
Cellular component (GO): cytoplasm
Source: RefSeq, a predicted model, not a curated record